This is a messenger RNA of Panicum hallii, 2530 nucleotides long. RefSeq names its product WAT1-related protein At5g47470-like. Bases 1156 to 2211 code for a protein of 351 amino acids. The record is from RefSeq and is a predicted model, not a curated record. Gene Ontology annotation, molecular function: transmembrane transporter activity. Gene Ontology annotation, cellular component: plasma membrane. The transcript is spliced from 8 exons. Lineage: Eukaryota; Viridiplantae; Streptophyta; Magnoliopsida; Poales; Poaceae.
CUGAGCUCCGGCGAGCCCGCCCGCGGCGGCCACGGGAUUGAGGACAGCUUCAUCACCCACCUCCGGUAGGAGGCCGCCGCAUCUUCAACAGGGAAACCAUCCGCUGGAGCCUGGAGUACCGAACCCUCCGCUCCCGCUGACGAAGGCGUCCGCGGCCGUGGCCGUGGCGUGCGCGCAAGGCCGGCAGGUGUGAGCGUGUGGCUGACGAGAACGAGGAGCGGCGGAUGCGGACGGCGAGCCACGGACUCGGUCACACGGAUGCCCCGCGCCCUCGUUUCUCAGCUCCAUGUCCACUCGCUCCAACUUCAAAGCUUUCAUCGGAUCAUCCAUUCUAUUCAUUUUAUCCGACGAAAAUCUUAACACUCGUUGAUGGCAUGUCUAGUUGCACACUGAUCCUAUUCGAAAUUUCAAGCGAAAUUCAUCGUUGAUUCAUGCUCAUCUCUUGUUUGUUUGUUUGUUUUGUUUUUCUUUUUGCGGGUAAUCUCUUGUUUGUUAGCUGGCAUUACCUGUUGCCUGAAUUGCAGCUAUGCUUUGUUUGUCAGAUAGAUAUUCAGAAACCAAGUCCAUCUGCCUGCCUGUUAUCGUCUCGCGGGCCUUUCUUUGACCUGCAGGUAUGGAGCAAUUCAGAUAGCUAGCCGGAUGCAGCUGCCGUGAUCCGUUCUCCAGAAGCCACCGCCCUCGUGUCGCGUCGGCGAGUGGCCAGACCGGGGCCAUGGCAUGCAGAUGCACGGCUGCCGCGAUCCGUGGGGGCCGCUCGCGCGGCGCCACGUGGUGCCACGUCGGCUCCUCCCGCAUGCCCAUGUGUCCCUCCCUGCUCCAAGGCUUCGCCACCAAUCGCGCUCACGCUCCGGCCGCAUUUCCCAGGGCGGCGUGGAGAUCUCUGACAUCCAAAUCCAAGCUUCCAUCCAGCUCCUGACAUUUCUUGUCCUGCUUGCUCAUUCGAGAAGCACAAGUUAUCCUAUCCAAUCUCUCUGCAUGAGCACAAGCAUCCAUAGAUGAGUGUACUAUUUAUAGACAUGCUUGGACCAGUGCAGGCACUGACACGCCUGCUGAAGCUGAGAGUUGCAGCAGCCCACAACCUUUAUUUUGAUCGACCAAUCAGGAGGAGAGGAUUCAGUCGAUCAGGAGGAGGAAGAAAAGAAGAAGCUAGUGUCGAUGUCGUGGUCGGACAUGCUCACCAUCUGCGGCCUGUUCGCGGUGCAGUGCAUCUACGGCCUCUACAUGAUGUUCCUCGACGGCCUGCUCGCCGCCGGCGUGCCCUCGCUCUUCAUCAUCGCCGUUGCCUGCGCCGCCUCCUCCGUCGUCGUCCUCCCCUUCGCCUUCGCGCUCGAGAGGAAGAAGUGGCCCAAGGUGUGGAGCCCCAUGCUGGUUCUUCAGCUCGUCGUCAUUUCACUAGGAGGGGUGUCCAUAUAUCAAGUAUUCAUGAUGCUCGGUGUCGAGCGGACCUCGCCGGCGAUCGCCUCUGCCAUGCCGAACCUUGGCCCUGGCUUCAUCUUCGUCAUUGCAGCCUGCCUGAGGUUUGAGAGGUUUAAUUGGAAGUGCAAGUACACGAGAGCAAAGAUCUUGGGCACACUGGUGUGCCUCAGUGGGGCAAUGUGCGUGAGCUUCCUGAAGAACUCCACUCCUCCCAGUGUAUCUCCAAAGUCCAUUCCUGGGGACGAAGAAGAACUCUCCAAUGGCAAGAGCAGGAAAGAAUGGAUACUUGGAUGUUUCUAUCUUCUGACCGGAGUCACAAUCUUCGCCUGCAACACUGUCAUGCAGGCUGGAGCGUUGAAGAGAUUCCCUGCGCCGUUGUCGGUGUGCUCGAUCACCGCCAUGAUGGGUUCGAUCUUCAGUGCUAUCAUCCAGGUCCUGAUGGAGGGGAAGCUCACUGCAGGGACCGGAGAUAACAUCACCUGGAUCAUUGGUGAAAUUGUGCUUGUGGGAGGCGUGGUGAUCGGCCUGUGCACGACAUUCCAGGUGUCGAGCAUCGGGCGCAAGGGGCCUGUCCUUGUGUCGAUGUUCAGCCCGUUCCAGACCGUAUUCUCGGCGUUCAUCUCACUCAUCUUCUUCGGACAGUGGAUCGGCCUAGGAUGUUUUGUGGGGAUUGUGCUCAUGUUUGUUGGACUCUACGGGGUGUUGUGGGCGAAGAACAGGGAGGACAAAAUGCUCACCGAGCUGACUGCGCCACCUGAAAGUGAAUGUGAUGUAGAGAGGCCAUUGCUGCAAUGAUAGUCAGGCAAAGUCGUCUGAUCGUGUUGCCAUGGGUGCAAUCUUUUAAUGUUGAAUUGCAUCCGGGUGUACGUCUGAUUCUGUUUGUGCUUUGCAAUCUUGCUUGGAGUAUCUUUGGCUGCUUCGCUGAGCAAAGGUCAAAGGAGAUUUUGAGUUCGUUGGCUGUUGUGUCGGAAUCGCUGCAGUUUCUUGCUCAUGGUGAUCUCAGCUGUCAUAUGAUUCUCUUUUUCCCUUUUUCUCCAGCCCAAAUGCAAGAAGAAUGUGUUGAAUUGGCAACGCAAGACAUUGAUGGUUACUGGCAUCGAGAGCUGCUCCAAAC